Drosophila melanogaster (fruit fly) is the source of this 1658-nucleotide messenger RNA. It is a transcript of the gene Jupiter, whose product is annotated as jupiter. The transcript has 6 exons. Lineage: Eukaryota; Metazoa; Arthropoda; Insecta; Diptera; Drosophilidae. Gene Ontology annotation, biological process: cytoskeleton organization. The record is from RefSeq and is marked reviewed. Bases 250 to 876 code for a protein of 208 amino acids. Gene Ontology annotation, cellular component: cytoplasm; nucleus; spindle.
UGCACUUUAGUCGCCAGACAUUUAUCGAAACGUGCACAUCACCAGCGGUCGCACACUCAAACAUAUUGCAUAUAUAUAUAUAUAUAUAUAUAUUGCUAUCCCAACAAAAUAUCCUUCGAAUCGAAAAAAACCCACGCGAGUGCAAAUCAAAAGUUUUUUAGCUUUCUUUAUUUUUCCAGUGCGAAAAGUAAAGCAAUUGCAUCCAUUCAACAGAGAGAUUAUCCUUUCGCCAAACAAAUAGAAACAGAAAUGGCCGCCUACGCUGCUUUCAAACACGUUGAGCUUUACAAUGUUGGCAAAGCAAAGAAGAGGGUGCUGAGGCCCCCGGGCGGCGGAUCGAGCGACAUCUUUGGAUCGGAGAUGCCGCAGACCCCCAGGAACGUGAAGAAUCGCAUGGCGUCCAACAUAUUCGCUGCCGAGAAAGAUAAUGGAGUGAAAAACAACGUACGACAAGGAGCUCACAGAUUCUAUUUCAUUGGUGAUGCACCACGUCGCGGCCAGAAGACCGUCGACUCCCACUCUCGGCUGUUUGGGGAGCCCACCCGCCCGAUCACCCCCGGCAAGAACCACAUGAAGAGCAGCAUUCCCUUUGGUCAGAACACAGAGGCCGUUGCCGCCCAGAAGCUGCUGACCACCAAUGGCCACUACAACGGCAAGAGCGGAUCGGUGUCCUCGGCCUCGUCUUCGGUGUCGUCCUCCACCGAGAACCUCAAGAUGAACAGUGGCUCGAGAUCAGAGGGCAACCCCGUCACAGGCGAGGGCUACAAGGUCGUAGCCAACGAGUAUUCCCAGCGCCAGGAGUCGUCCAAUGGCGGCACUCCGGUGAUCAACAAGAACCGCAUUCCCCCAGGCGGCUACUCGUCGGGCCUGUGGUAAUGACAGCCGGAAUUGCUCAGAUCCCAGCACAAGCAAUUGAGGAGCCGAUGGCGGGACGAGACACUAUAAGAAAAAAAAAAAACCAACAAAACAAGCAAAAAAAAUCAUACUACCCAUCUAAUAUACGCAUAAAACCCUACACUCCCGUAUCCAGGUCAGAAAAUCGAAAGGCACGAAAGUAGGACAUGAUGGCCAACGAAUAAUUAAGCGAGAGAAUAGCAAUUGCUCAACGAUCUGCAGAUGCAAUAGUACGAUACGCUUCCCAGAUGAGAAUUAAUCAACCAAUUUUAGAAGGCGGCGUUGCACCCAAACCUAUCACUACCAACACCACCACCACCCCAUUGCAAAUCUGUAAUUUAAAUUCCUUAGUUGGUGUAAAUCCAUGUAACGCGUGUAGCCCCACAAAACGACGCCCGAUCGCCUGCCCUCUGCAACUGCAGAUAUAUUAUAUAUAUGAUAUUCAUCAACCCGGUGUGUGCUUACGUGUGAAGCAAGCGAGAAGCAAGGAUGCGAGCGGUGGCGGCCUGUUGGAGUCCUUUGAUCACACAUGGAUUUUAUUUUAGUUGCUACUACACGCCACAUAUAUUUAUAUUUAUACCAACUGCAUUCACACGAACACUCACGAAAACACAUACAUACAUACAUUAUAAACAUUGUAUUACAUUACAUUAAAUAUGUAAUUUAAACGGUACGACAGCACUUUCUAAUGUGCACGUGCUAAUUAAGUGUAAAAAUACAAAAUUCAAGCGCGAAUAUUUGUUCAAUAAAAACCUUUCGUACAU